AUAUUCGUACCAUUUCCCUCCCCUCUUCGUGGAUUUUCUAAUCCUCGACGCUGUGAUUAUAAUCUUACAAUUUCACACCUCUGGUUGAAAAGAUGGACGUCGACAUGCGUUGGCGUCAAGCUCUCGGUUGCUAGAUAAGAUAAGAUCAGACGUCACCACUGAUCCACGCCUAGGCCCAAUUUCCGCCUUUAACCUGUUUACCUUUCGCCCCAUCCAAUCCCCCCUCCCCCAUUCCUACCCUAAGUCGUGAAAUGGUUCAAGUAAAGAACAAAGUCUGUCUCAUUGUUCACGAUGGCUGGGGUAUUGCGCCGGAGAAAGGCAUGAAAGGUGAUGCCAUUGAUGCUGGAAACACCACAAACAUGGAUACUAUCUCGAAGGAGCACAGCGUCCGAAGUUUGGCUGCUCACGGUCUUGCGGUUGGACUUAGUGACGGACUGAUGGGUAACUCUGAAGUCGGUCACUUGAACAUUGGUGCUGGUCGCAUUGUCUGGCAAGACAUCGUGAGGAUCGACGUAUCCAUCAAAAAGCGUGUAUUCCACAAAAAUGAGACUAUCCUCGAAAGCUGCAAGCGUGCGAAGGAGGGUACUGGUCGCUUGCACUUCUUGGGUCUCGUAUCCGACGGUGGUGUUCAUUCACACAUAACUCAUCUGUACGCUCUCCUGGAAACCGCCAAGGAACAGGGCGUCCCCCAUGUCUACAUCCACUUCUUUGGUGACGGUCGUGAUACCGCACCUCGCUCAGCAGCGGGCUAUGCCAAGGAUCUCCUUGCUUUCAUCGAGAAGGAGAAGUACGGUGAAAUUGCCACGGUCGUUGGACGUUACUAUGCUAUGGACCGUGACAAGCGAUGGGAGAGAGUGAAGAUCGCGGUUGAUGGCCUUGUUCAGGGUGAAGGCGAGGUUGCUGAAGAUGUCGUUCAAGCCAUUGAAGAUAAGUAUGAGAACGAUGAGACCGAUGAGUUCUUGAAACCGAUCAUUGUGAACGGUGAUGAGGGUCGCAUCAAAGACGGUGACACCCUUUUCUUCUUCAAUUAUCGUUCCGACCGUAUGCGUGAGAUUGUCAGCGUCUUUGGUCUUCCUGACAAGCCGAUGGAGGUUGAUGUCCCCAAGGACCUCCACAUUGCCACCAUGUCCCGCUACAAUGCCGAGUUCCCAUUCCCCGUCGCCUUUCCUCCUCAAGCAAUGACCAACGUCCUCGCUGAAUGGCUAGCGAAGCAAGGCGUCAAACAGUCUCACAUCGCCGAAACAGAGAAGUACGCCCACGUUACCUUUUUUUUCAACGGUGGUGUAGAGAAACAAUUCCAAAAUGAGGAGCGUCAUAUGAUCCCCUCCCCCAAGGUUGCUACGUACGAUAAGAAGCCCUCGAUGAGCGUCCAGAGUGUUGCUGAUAAGGUCGCCGAAGUUGUGAAGAAGGGGGAGCAUGAGUUUGUUAUGUGUAACUUCGCCCCUCCAGACAUGGUCGGUCACACCGGUAUUUUUGACGCAGCUGUUGAGGCUAUUUCAGCAACUGAUGCUGCUGUCGGUACUGUCUACAAGGCCUGCGAAGAAGCUGGCUACCUCCUUCUCAUCACUGCCGACCACGGUAACGCUGAGCAGAUGAUCAACCCCGAGACUGGUGCUCCUCAUACCGCCCACACAACUAACAAGGUACCUUUCAUCAUGGCGGGUGACCCGAAGGUCUACCGCUUCAAGGAGGAUAAACCCAAAGAGGACAAGAAGGAGGAGUCCCAGUCUGAGAAGGCUGACGAACUUGAGGAGGAGCAGGGUGCAUUAUGUGAUGUUGCGCCGACUGUACUCGCAUUGAUGGGCCUGCCACAACCUGAGGGUAUGUUUGAACCUCAAUUUCGAUGCUCGGGUCUUCAACUGACCUUUUUGCUUCCAGAAAUGACUGGUCGUUCGCUCCUCGAGAAAGCUAAGUAAACAGUGUAUACAGUGCGGAAUAUCAAGCAUCGGACCUUUUGUGCACGAAAAAAUAUACUAGCUAGAUGUAUUAUCCCCGUUGUCAUUCACCCACACCGUAGCCAGUACCUUUUAGACAGACAGUCUAGACAAACAGUACUGAAGGCAGUACUCAACUACAAAGAAUCUAUGUAUAGUACUACUCCAUGAGGACCAGCUGCCACGGCCUCCGAGCCGAGAAAUGGAUUACAAAAUAUC
Somion occarium is the source of this 2153-nucleotide messenger RNA. Lineage: Eukaryota; Fungi; Basidiomycota; Agaricomycetes; Polyporales; Cerrenaceae. The record is from the annotation of a GenBank genome assembly.